AUGGAGCAUUCUAUACCCUCUCUGGAGCUUGAACAGGCUGAAGAAUCUCCAGAUCAAAGAGUUAAAGAGCUAGAAAAAGAGAUUGCACAGAUUGAAUCCAAUACUAGAAUGAAGAUUAAAUCUCUAGAAAACAGAGUCAAAGAGCUAGAAGAGGAGCUUUCAAACACUUCCAAAUUAAUAGCUUGCAAAGAUACUGAGCUGUCAAAGAAAUCAUUUUCAUAUAUUGAGUUGAAAGUAAAGCCAAAUACAUUUAAAUAUAUGUGUGGUUUGUCAGUUGAGCAGUUUGAAUUACUGUGGAAAUGUAUAAAACCUUACAGUCAUUUGAUUAGGUAUUCAAAUCAGGCAGAAACUUGCAGAAGAAAGGGACGUUUGCUUGACCAAGAAACAGAACUUCUCUCAGUUUUGACAUGUUGUAGGGAUGGUCUUGAUCUUGGCAUAAUUGCUUAUAUGGCUGGCAUCAGUGAAACAACAAUGCAGCGUAUCUUUACAUCAUGGCUUCCAUUUCUUACAUCUUUAUUUCAGUGUAUUGAUCUGAAACCCAUGCCAGGGUUUAUUAAGAAAAUGAUGCCAAAGAUUUUCAUGGACACAGGACAUAACUUAACAGAUCAAAUUGGGGACUGCACAGAAUUCAAGCUACAAAAUUCAUCCAACUUUGAACUAAACAGCCUAACAUUUUCAGAUUACAAAAAUACAACUACAGCAAAAGCAUAUGUGGGAAUUGCACCUCAUGGUGGAGGACUGAUCUUUAGUGAUCUAUAUCCUGGUUCAAUAUCAGAUUCUGAGAUUACAAGUUCAUGUAAUGCUUUAGACUUGGUUGAAGGUGGCCAUGAACUUAUGACAGACAAAGGAUUUGCAGUACAAGAAMUCUGUUCAGAGAGAGGAAUACUACAUAAUAGACCAGCAAUGAAGUCAAAUGACCAGUUUAAUGAAGUAGAGGUAGCUGAUAAUUUUGACAUUGCUUGUUUACGUAUACAUGUAGAAAGGUUUAUUGGGAGAGUAAGAGACUGGAGCAUCUUGAACAAGGUCUGGCCUGUACAGAGGAUGGACCUGUUGGAUUGUACAUGGAAAGUGAUCUGYAAUAUUGUCAACUUAUGUUGCGAACCCAUUGGCCCAAAACAGCAUCAUUCCARUAAACAAUAA
This is a messenger RNA of Exaiptasia diaphana, 1140 nucleotides long. RefSeq lists its product as uncharacterized. Lineage: Eukaryota; Metazoa; Cnidaria; Anthozoa; Actiniaria; Aiptasiidae. The record is from RefSeq and is a predicted model, not a curated record. The transcript has a single exon. Bases 1 to 1140 code for a protein of 379 amino acids.